AUAUUGCUAAAGUUUAGAAGUUAUCAAUAAACAUAUUACGAAACAAUAUUAUGUUGGUCCAUGCAAUUAAUUGAAAGAGAAAGUAUAACACUGGAAUUCGCUGCACCCCACAACUAUUAACAAGUAUUUAACAUUGAAACGACCGCAAUUUGAUUAUGAAAACAUACACUGGUUUAAUCAUAACUUUUCGGAAUUUUCACUGCACAAGUAAAAUGACAGCGCAAUCAUGCGACGUGAGCAAUUUCGUUGAUAACGGAAGAAAAAUUUUAGGUGCUGCCUUGAAUUAUAUGGAUAUAGUUCGUUCCCGCAAUGUACCUGUACCGGAAGAACCACUACUCUUUUUUAAACCCACGUCAUCAUAUAUAAAAGAAGGACAAAAUAUUAUAAUACCCAAAGUAUUUACUAAAGUAGCUCACGAAGUAGAACUAGGCGUUAUAAUUGGCAAGAAGUGCAAAAAUGUUUCAAAGGAAGAUGCUAUGAACUAUGUUGGUGGAUAUUGUUUAGCUUUGGAUAUGACUGCUCAAUGCAACUUAGCUGACGCUCGCGCUAAAGGUCAUCCUUGGGCCUUAGGCAAAGGAUUUGAUACAGCAACACCUGUAUCUGGCUUUAUUGAAACUUGUGCUUUAGAAGACCCACAUAACAUACAGCUGUGGUUGAAAGUUAAUGGCAAUACACGUCAAUGUGAAAACACUUCCGAAAUGAUAUUCAAAGUACCAGAUCUAAUUUCAUAUGCAUCGAAAUAUAUGACUUUGGAACCAAAUGAUUUAAUACUAACCGGUACACCAGGUGGUGCAGAACCAUUAACUAGUGGUGAUGUUAUCGAAUGUGGUAUGGGUGACACUAUUGCUAUGAAAUUUAACGUGUGUGCAGAAUAAAUUUACUGUAUUGAAUUCGUGUCUGUUAUAAUCCAUCAAAAAUAUAUUUUGUAUAAAUCUUAACGUUUUGUGAAAUAUAAAAAAAAACCAUGUAAAUAAA
Molecule: messenger RNA, 975 nt
Organism: Teleopsis dalmanni
Lineage: Eukaryota; Metazoa; Arthropoda; Insecta; Diptera; Diopsidae
Product: acylpyruvase FAHD1, mitochondrial
Exons: 5
Coding region: 156-875 (239 amino acids)
Cellular component (GO): mitochondrion
Molecular function (GO): acetylpyruvate hydrolase activity
Source: RefSeq, a predicted model, not a curated record